AGAAGAAAAAGCCGAAGAAGAGGCAUAAUAGCCCCCCUCUCUGUCGUAAUGAUCUGGACACAGAGACAGUAAACGUGUACAACAAAAAUAAUCAGUAUUUAGUUGUAGUGUAGAGUCAGAUCCAACAUGGACGUCUCUCUUUAUCUGGCCGCUGCCGCUCUGCUCAUCGUCCUCAUCGUGUUCGUGUUGAAGGUCCGGAGGAAAACACAGGAAGCUGACCAGGAGCAGCGGCGGGAUGUGGUCCGGGCGGCGGGGCCUCCUCCGCAGGCAGCAGAGGAGCGAGGAGCCGGGAUGCCCCGCAGGAGGAGGAACAUGGCGGCGGUGAUGGCCAACAGACGACCACCACAGAGAGAGGCUGUGGAACACGAGGAGGAAGACGUGGAUGAAGAAGAGCAGGAGCAGAACUUCCAGCCAACAGCGAGGGUCGGAGCCAAGAAGCAGAAGAAGCUGGAGGAGAAACAGGCCAAGAAAGCCCAGAGAGAGGCGGAGAUGGAGGAGAGGGAGGAGAGGAAGAGGAUGCAGGAGCUCAGAGAGCAGGAGAGACGGCAGGAGGAGGAGAGGGAGCGGUUGCAGGAGCAGAAACAGGAGGAGGAGGAGCGUAGAGCCAAAGAAGAGCAAGAGAAACGGGAGGAGGAGGAGUACUUAAGACUCAAGGCCUCGUUCAUCAUUGAAGACCAGGGAGAGGAGGAGCAGCUCAGUGAGGACCAGUCUCGAAACAUGCUGCAAGAAUUCAUCCAGCACAUUGAGAGCUCUAAGGUGGUUCUCCUGGAGGACUUGGCCUCCCACUUUGGGAUGAGGACUCAGGAUGCGAUUGCCAGACUGCAGGACCUGUUAGCUGAAGGCUCCCUCACAGGAGUGAUUGACGACAGAGGGAAGUUCAUUUCUAUCACUCCAGAGGAGCUGGACUCUGUGGCUCACUUCAUCAGACAGAGAGGCAGAGUCUCCAUCACUGAACUGGCUCAGGCUAGUAACUCUCUCAUCAACCUGACACCUGAGGCCCGCAGCACCGCCUGAGGGACCCCAGACCACCGCAGGACGCCCAGACCUCAGUCAUCAUAAGACUGCUGGAAAAUAAUCUGAACCCAGAACUGUGUCUCAUAGUGUUUGUUCUUUUAAAUACAGACCUGAUCACGUUUCAGGACCUGUGCUCAGACCAGGACUUCAGUUUGAUUCAUGUCAAAGUUGAUUGUUAAACUCAUUGUCAGAGUGGCAUUAAGUUAACGAACCAUCAACAUGAAAAACA
Messenger RNA from Seriola dumerili (greater amberjack), 1243 nucleotides. RefSeq names its product DDRGK domain containing 1 (gene ddrgk1). NCBI's taxonomy places the organism in Eukaryota, Metazoa, Chordata, Actinopteri, Carangiformes, Carangidae. The record is from RefSeq and is a predicted model, not a curated record. The transcript has 8 exons. The coding region runs from base 127 to 1014 and encodes 295 amino acids.